AUGACCUCGGUGUCCUCAAUGGUAGCUAUGGCCAUGCCUGUGUUGCUGUUGAAGCCGUACAUCAGUGUCCUCCUGCUGCUUCAGUUCAGACAACAACUAUUGGCUCAAAACAGCGGACCUAAAGGAGAGAAGGGAGAUCGAGGCUUUACUGGCCCAAAAGGUGACCAGGGACAACCAGGCCCACCCGGCUUCGAUGGCUCACCUGGCAUAACCGGUUUGAUGGGACCACGUGGCAAACCUGGCAUUACUGGCUCAUCUGGCAUGAAAGGUGAAGAGGGACCACCUGGCCCACUUGGCUAUACUGGCUCACCUGGCCUAAAAGGUGAACGGGGACCACCUGGCUUUACUGGCUCACCUGGCCUAACAGGUAGGCCAGGACUAGAUGGCUUACAUGGCCUAAAAGGUGAACAGGGACCGCGUGGCCCACCUGGCAAGCCUGGCGCACCAUGGCAACAAGGGCAUCUUGGAGGUGACAUCACAUCUCUAAAAUCUGAGAUCCAGCAUCUAAAUGCCAAGAUUGCCAUGAUAGAGAAAUUUGCAAGUUUUGAUGCAUUCAGAAAGGUUGGACAGAAAUACUUUGUUUAUGAUGGCCUUGUAGAAAGUUUUGAUAAUGGGAUCAAAUGGUGCAAGGAAAUUGGUGGAACAAUUGCUUUGCCAAGAAAUGCUGAUGAAAACCGAGCGAUGUUAAGAUUAUCGGUAGCCAGUGGAUUAACUGGUCAUAAGCCAUAUGUUAGAGUCACAGACAGAGAUAAAGAAGGACAGUUUGUAGACAUUGAUGGAAAACCCUUGACUUUUACCAACUGGGAUUCAGGUCAACCUGAUGAUUAUAAGAGAGCACAAGACUGUGGUGCUCUCACAGUGGAUUCAGGUUUUUGGGAUGAUGUUGGUUGUAACCAAAAUGAUCCACAUCAUAUCAUAUGUGAAAUAGAAAUCAAAUAA
Messenger RNA from Misgurnus anguillicaudatus (oriental weatherfish), 939 nucleotides. NCBI's taxonomy places the organism in Eukaryota, Metazoa, Chordata, Actinopteri, Cypriniformes, Cobitidae. The record is from RefSeq and is a predicted model, not a curated record.